GGCCCAACGGCUCGCGUGACGUCACUUCCCGGCCGUGGCACCGCCUCUAACGGCCGUUCUCCUCCUAUGGCGGCGGCAGCGGCGGGCGGCGGGGGCGUUGGCGGCGGCUCGGCGGCGCUGGGCGACGGCGGCGCCAUCGACUACUCGGUGCACGAGGCCUGGAACGAGGCCACCAACGUCUACCUGCUGGUGGUGCUGGCCAGCCUCGCCCUCCUCGUCUACGCGCGGCGGAACAAGAGGAGGAUCAUGCGCAUAUUCACGCUGCCCCCCGCCGCAGACACGCCGCCCGAGCCCAACUUCUAUGACAGCAUGAAGAAGAUCCGCCUGCGGCAGCAGCUGGAGAUGUACUCCAUCGCAAGGAAGUAUGAACAGCAGCAGCCACCAAAACAGAUUGAAAGCGUGCAACUGUCAGUGGAAUGAAGUCCACAAUUAUACAGGUGUCAUGAUGAGGAGCUUCUCAGAAACAGAAGUGGAUGAUGAGUCGAGAUGAAGAAAUCAUACAUUUAAGAAGUUGGCUCAAGUUUCCGUUACAGGCAUGGAAAGUUUCUGAGACCAAGCCAUGUGAGAAGAACAUGAGUAAAGAAGAGGGAGAUGUAGACCCUGACUUUCUAGAAGGGAUUGCAGGAUUUGAGAGGACGCUGCACAAACGUCACAUAGUUGGCUUGCUACGUCACAUAGUUGGCUUGCUUAUUCAUUUUCCUGUGCCCUUGGAUCGUAAUAUCUUGUUUGCCUACCUGUUUGGAAGUUGAAAAAUCCCCUCACAUCUGUAUCUUUAAUAUAAUCAUGGCUUCAGGCUUGUUUUAGGAAAAGCAUAUCAUCACUGUAGUUUUUAUUUGCGGAUUAGAUAGCUGCUGCUUUGUACUUGAAAUCGGUUUUGUUUUUUUAUGGAAACUUACAUUGAAUAUGGAGGAGAUCAGAUCAUGACAGUAACAAAGCAGCAAAUCCAGGGCUUUUUUUGCAUUUAAUAAACAGCCUUUGCAUAAAAAGUAGUAGGUGCACAGAUAAAAGGAAAAAAAAGAUAGAGCUAUCCCUCUGAUUUGAGUAACUUUAUAAUGUAUUGUUUCUGUGCUAUCCUUAGAUAGAUGUCAUGAUCGAAUAUUAAUCAGUUCAGUUUUUUUUUUGAAAUUGACUGUUGGUCACAAAAGCAUUCCAAAGAGGUAACCUUUUUUUGGCAGGGCUGUGGGGUUUUAAGUGCAGAUUACGUAGUUCCCAUUAGUAUUGACUUGAGCGAGAGCUUUUGAAAAAGGUAGUUAUUUUGAACAUCUUGGCUGUUACGUGAAGUAUCUCUGAGAAAAUUCUAGCUGUGUUAUCCAACAUGUUAUGAUCAUGUAAACAGACUUCUUUGUAAGAAGUUGCUGAUACGGAGUUACUAAGACUUUGAUGUUUAUAUAUUUAAUUUUUAAAAAUCCAAUACAAUUUUGAACAGUGUUCCUGAUCAAGGCAAAGAGCAUCUUUGCUUUUCAUGUGAAGUCUUAUCUGAUGUUUUAUUCUUAUUAAAAGCUAUAGUUAUUUCUGCUUACUGACCGAAUAUUUGGCCUUUAACAGUAUAUAAUUAGACAGAAGAGGGCAAGCAGUUGUUAAAGGAGUAAAAAAGCAGUUGUUUUUCUAAUGAAAAUAUUUUGAGAUCAUAUAAUUUUACUUUCUUCUGAAUAGAUGUGAUUAGUGUGUUGGAAAUAGUUUUAGAGUGGAUAUAAAGGGAACGGUUGAGAGACGGUGGCUGAGAGUGUGUCCAGCUAUUUUUGCAGCUAAGAGUUAUACUUUAACACUGGAUUAUUUUUUCAGUCUCUUUACUUAGAUAUUUCCAUAUAAUUGAACAGCUAUAUAAUUGGAUAAAAUACUAUUUGCAUUUAGUUACAUUCAUAUUUUAAAAUAGUUAUUAUUGUACUAAUUGAUAAGUAAAUCACAAUGAUUGUGAGAAGAUCCUGCACUAUAUAAUUACUUUAAUAGAAGAUUAAAUAUGGGAGAGUAUUGUCUGUACAACAUUAAAAUGUUUUCCUGGAUUUUUAGUUGCUGAAACUGAAAUCAAUAAACUUUAGUUACUGUUGUUGACUGGAACAAGUAAA
Molecule: messenger RNA, 2063 nt
Organism: Dromaius novaehollandiae (emu)
Lineage: Eukaryota; Metazoa; Chordata; Aves; Casuariiformes; Dromaiidae
Gene: SMIM19
Product: small integral membrane protein 19
Exons: 4
Coding region: 67-420 (117 amino acids)
Source: RefSeq, a predicted model, not a curated record